Messenger RNA from Peronospora matthiolae, 588 nucleotides. Lineage: Eukaryota; Oomycota; Peronosporomycetes; Peronosporales; Peronosporaceae. The record is from the annotation of a GenBank genome assembly.
AUGGUUGUUCACCCACAGUCGGUACAAGUAUUGGGAGAAAGUUCCAGCGUUCCUGAAAGUGAAACCUCCCGAGAGAGUUAUGUUGAGGGUGUGGAUUCCCAACCACCUGCAGAUGUGUUUUCCCAGAUAAUCACCGAGUCAGUUAAUGUCUUUGUGAAUGACGGAUCAAGUGAAGGCGCUUAUCCACUAGAUCUGGUGACGCCUUCGAAGUCAGCUUCGGAGGUGGUCAAGUUCCCAACGCUAGAAUCCAAAAUAUUCUUGCGAGAUCUGCGUAGUGACAAGACCAAGCAGAUCGGCGUACUCUUCACAGAGGACGAGUACGCCGCCGGUAUUCGGUCGGCACAAGUGUUUGCUGAGAACGAACGGGUUCUCAGUAGCUUAUCUAUGGACGAGAGUGUCCUCGAUGAGAAGGCCUGGAUUGAGCGAUACACGUCACAAUCUUGGCAGUCUUUGAAGACAAAUCCUUUGUGUAAGGAUUUGGUUGAAUUCAGGGAUGUUUACCUGAAUCCGUGCCAUGCUAGCUGCCAUAGGACAAAGGCACUCGGCAUGAGAUUGAACAGAAACCCGGUUCGAAGUACUGUGUCAUGA